GUCAACCAAGGUCCUUGGAAAGCACAACAAAGCACUUGUUCACAGAACCGUCUCUGCGCGUGGGACGGGACGAAAGAGGGAGCCACCACAACUAAAGCAGGUCACUAAUAAACAGGUUCAUUUCGUUGCUGAAUUUCUUUCAACCUCUCUGGUCUACAUCUUGACGGAUACAAAGUAAACUCGCAAAACGACGGCGUUUUCGGUACUGCGUUAAGCGCCAACAACUGUCCGUUUUUUUCUUUUACUUUCAGGUCCCUGCCAUCUUUGAGAGAUGUUUGAGAAGCAGCGUUACGACAGCCCUCCCGUCUACAGUCCUCCAUACAGCCCGGAAUCCAAUGGCUACGGCCCCCCACAAAGCUACCACCCGCCCAGGAGUGAGUUUGACCCAUACCCACCCCCACCGGGCUCCUACUACAUGGAAGAGAAGCCCCAACACUUCUACAAGUGGAUCUCUCCUCCUGGCAUCGUCAAGGCCAUGUUUGGCACAAUCAUAGUGCUCUGUGUGGGGAUCUUUGCCUGUGUGGCCUCCACCCUUGUCUGGGACAUGCAGUACGGGAUGGGGGGGAUGGGCUCCUACGGCGGAGGGAUGGGCUACGGUGGCGGUUAUGGGGGAAUGGGAGGCGGCUAUGGCUCCAGCUACGGCUCUGGCUAUGGAGGAGGCUAUGGAGGAGGCUAUAGUAACUAUGGUAGCUCCUACCCGACACCUUACUCGGCCAAAACAACCAUGAUAGCUAUGGCGGCCAUCAACUUCUUUGUGGCGCUGGGAUUCUUCGUGGCCAGUUUCUCUAAAUCGACCACGUUCAGGAGCAGGAAGUUCUUCCUGGUGGUUCUGGUGGUCAGUGUCAUCAUGGCUGUCAUCCAGGGUAUCAUCACCAUUGUGUACGUCGUAGGGGUGAACCCUAUGGCACAGAGCUCUCAGAACAUGAUGUACAACCCUAUGCUGAUGAUGUGCCAGAAUCUGUACGGAAGCAGCUAUUCUAAUAUGGGUGGAGUGGGGGGUUUCGGCAUGUAUAACCAGUACCUCUAUCACUACUGCUACGUGGACCCACAAGAGGGUGUAGCCAUGGUGUGUGGCUUCCUGGUUACCGCUGCCUUGGUCGUGGCUGCUUUCUUCUCCCACAAAACCAGAGGCAAGAUCUGGCGCUACGGCAAGCCAAACAUCUACUGGGAACAGCCCCCUGAGACGGGAGGACUAGUUUCUGAAGGCAGAGAUGUGAAGGACUGGGUGAACAAUGUAGAGGACGGACAAAGUACUCAGGGUGCACCUACUGUGGUGCUGUCAGAGAAGUCCGUCCCCCUCAACGCCUCAGCCAAUAGCAUCAUCUCCUACCCGACCAAGGCUGACAGCAGGGUGUACACUGGAGACGCCUACAAUGAUGACGUGUAUCCGGAGCAUCUGGCUAUCCUUCCCUCGGACCAGCCCUCCCAGGGGGCAAGUUCCAGCCCCUCUGAGGAGGCAGGUGGGGUCAGGAAGCCCUCUGCCAACAGGGGGAAGAGGCGCCGGCGCAACCCUGAGCUGGAUGAAUCACAGUACGAAACAGAGUACACCACUGGAGGAGAGACAGGCAACGAACUGGACCCAGAGGAGUGGGAGAGCGUCUACCCAGAGAUAACGUCAGACGGCCAGCGUCAGGAGUACAAGAGGGAGUUUGAUGCCGACCUGAGGGAGUACAAACAUCUGUGUGCUGAGAUGGAUGACAUCAGUGACCAGAUGAACAAACUCAGCAGGCAGCUGGACACACUGGACGAGACCUCCGCCCAGUACCAGGUUGUGGCAGAGGAAUAUAAUCGACUGAAAGACCUUAAGCGGACACCAGACUACCAGGCUAAGAAGCUGGAGUGUCGCAAGUUGAGACACAAACUGUUCCAUAUCAAACGUGUGGUCAAGGCCUACGACAAGAGCCUUUCUUAAAGCCAAGCUCUCCCUCCAACCCUAUCCACCCCCUCUGUCAUCAUGACAACACCACACUCCUGGACUAAGAAUAUGCAGAACACUAAGAAUAUGCAGAACACUAAGAAUAUGCAAAGCACUAAGAUUAUGUAGAAUGUUGAAAACCAAAGCUCCCUUCUUGGCAUUUACACACACACACACACACACACACACACACACACACACACACACACACACACACACACACACACACACACACACACACACACACACACACACACACACACACACACACACACACACACACACACACACACACACACACACACACACACACACACACAUUAAUGACAUGGUUAUGUGAUUCCUUCUGCCUCAGUUAAUUUCAGACCAGUUCUCCUCUCUAUGUGGAUUGCUUCACAGACACUAUCGUACACUGUGGGGUUGAAAGACUAUAUGCACAAUACUUCACACGUAACUCACAGCCCGCUAGCACUGCCAUAUUCCUCACUGUGCCUAGUAAGUAACAUUGUUGUACAUGCUUGCCUUGAAACACGGCCGUCUAUCUGACUGAAUGGGUGUGGUUAUAAAAGGUUACUUCAAUGUCGUUUCACCUGAGGUCGUCUGUGAUCGAGGCAUUGGGCCUUUGCUGGUUCCUGUUUUCAUUGUUUAUCUCCACAGAUAAGGCAGCAUGUAGAAAAGGGCGAGUCACAUUGCUGAGUCUGCACCAAACCUACUAGAACAAACCUGUGCUGUGUGCUUCAGGCACUCUACAAAAGAAAGCUAAAAUACCCGCUGUUUUCUCUUAAAAAUGACUGAAUUCCACCUUAUAUUAUGACAGUUGGAGGACCUGCAGUAUGUGAACACUGAGCUGCGUUCGUAAAUUCAUUCUGGUUAUCUACCCGGAUUCCAGAGCACUCUAGUCUUUGUGCCAGAGCGCAAAUAACUGACAUCAGAUGAACAUGACUGGUGUCAGUAAACGUCGGUAAAAAAUAAUGGAAAAAAGCGUAAUGAAAUUGUUGCCAGCAGCACAGUUACAGUCACCAACGCACUAGGGUAUCAUGAAAACAGCAGAACGCACGGCACAACCGUAGUCCUCGGGCCACAGCGUCCAGUGCGCUUCUCUGAACUCUCUGACGAGAGCGAACCGCUCUGAAUGUACGAACUGACAACACCGCACUCUGAACGUAUUCUGGCAUUCCAGAUUGAAUUUACGAACUGACACUGACAACACCGCACUCUGAACGUAUUCUGGCAUUCCAGAUUGAAUUUACGAACUGACACUGACAACACCGCACUCUGAACGUACUCUGGCAUUCCAGAUUGAAUUUACGAACUGACACUGACAACACCGCACUCUGAACGUACUCUGGCAUUCCAGAUUGAAUUUACGAACUGACACUGACAACACCUCACUCUGAACGUACUCUGGCAUUCCAGAUUGAAUUUACGAACUGACACUGACAACACCGCACUCUGAAUUUACUCGGCCAUUACAGAUUGAAUUUAUGAACUAACACUGACAACACCACACUCUGAACGUACUCGGCCAUUACAGAUUGAAUUUAGGAACUGACACUCUGUUGUGUAUUGCCAUGACAACCUCAAUGUUGUGUUUGAGAAAAGGCGGGCUAUGUUUGCAACAUUGUCAGUGAAAUUACUAUUGUACUGUGUCUGCAGAUAAUUUCCAAUAUCACCAUCUAGACUUCUUCUAAAUCUGUCCAUUGUGAUUAACUGUAUAUUUUGUAUAUAUUUUGGAGUUAAACAGGAUUUAAAUGGUGAAGUAUUUACUAAUAACACAGGAUCAAGAGGAACAAAACGCUUUUUGUAUUUGUCCUAUGCAUUCUUCAUGUUAGGAGCCGUCUAUCUGAAUUCCUGCCACGUUCACGCGCCAGUCAGAACUAGGAAACGCUGACAUUUCCGACUUGCUAACUGGUUGAACGCGGCACGGCACGUCUGUAACUUCAACCAGUUAGCAAGUCGGACAUUUGAGUUUCCUAGUUCCGAUUAGUACAUGAACGCGGCAAUAUAGUGACAUUUUGGUCAUUGUGUACUUACUGAAGAGACAAAUUAACUGUUGUCCAGGUUGUUUUCUCAGUGGUCAUUCACAAUGCACUGAUGCUAUGCACAUAUUAAUUAACCAAUGACGGGCAGUAUUUUAUGAACAAUGUUUGUCUCAUCAUGUGCUCUUUAAACACUGUGGGAAGCAUGCAUCAAUGUGGUUAAUGGAUCAAUGAGCUCAACUCAGUUUGGAUUUGAUUUCUCUGCUGUGAUAUAAUGAUUACCUGUUGAUUUAUUAUGUGUUGUCACUGCUCUGCUGAUACACACCUUCUGCAAAGGAAAUGCUUCUCAAUGUCAGUUAGAAAAUUAUUUACAGCUAUUUGGAUUAUUUGUUAUUCAUUUGUAUUUUCUAUGUUUGAAUUGAUGAGUUUUAUGGAGAUCAGAUUUUUGCCCCCCCCCCCCCCCCAUUUAUGAGUCUUUUAUUUUUAUAUGAAUUGAUUUUCUUUCAUGUUACUGUAAAAUCUCUUGUAAAAAGGCAUAAUUUCUAAAAACGUGUUGAUUGCCAUGAAAAAAAAUAAACUUCUGUAAUUCUUUAACGGUAAUGUAACAAAUACAGUAUCCAGGAUCCAUUUCCUUUCUCCUAAUGCCAUCUAAAACCAUACCUGCUGGUCAAGUUACCAGCUUGUUAGACAGCUAAACAUGACUGGACGAGGCUGUUUAUUUUUAAACGAAUAUCUAGCAGCCUGCAAGUACCAGGGGAAACAUUUAAGUUUAGCUCCGGUAAUACAGUAUAUUAUAGCUUUUGAAUGGUUUUCUGCAUGGUAAACUCUGUCUAAUCAGACAUGCUCAUGGUUCUCACCGGUAAGGUGCAAUUAAGCGGUUGCUACCUCACUCUUCAGUAAAGAGGAAAUUCAGCAACUCUUUGAGGACAGCGGGGGAGAAUCUCAAUUGGAUUUUGUUCGACUCCUUGCAACCUCUUCUCUGUUCUCUUCUUGCCUCCUUUUGAAAGAGACUUACAUAUUUUUCAAUUAUCGAUCAGAUUUUCACAACUCAUUUACCAAUCACAUCAUGUCUUGUCUUCCGAUUUUUUUUUCUUCACCUGUAAACCCCUGGUGAAGAGUGAAGACAAAGGCCCCCGAUGCGUUGGUUUUAUCAACUGUUAUCACCUUCCACUUUCCUCAAAGAGUUACUGAGUUACUUCUCCAGUCUCACAGGUGAGGUGAAAUUAUACAAUGUAUCCACUUUGCUGGCGAUGUGUCCUGCUCAAAUAGUUAUACAAUUAUAACAACAUCCGAAAGUGAACCAGACAUGAACCAACAACUUUUACAUCUCUCUUUAGUAGGAAUACGGUACCCUACAGCAGUGGUUCCCAACCAGGGGUACUAGGACCUGAGGGUAACUGGCCGUUCCACAGGGGGUACUAGGACCUGGAGGUACCUGGCCUAUCCACAGGGGGUACUAGGACCUGGAGGUACCUGGCCUAUCCACAGGGGGUACUAGGACCUGGAGGUACCUGGCCUAUCCACAGGGGGUACUAGGACCUGGAGGUACCUGGCCUAUCCACAGGGGGUACUAGGACCUGGAGGUACCUGGCCUAUCCACAGGGGGUACUAGGACCUGGAGGUACCUGGCCUAUCCACAGGGGGUACUAGGACCUGGAGGUACCUGGCCUGUCCACAGGGGGUACUAAUACCUGGCCUAUCCACAUGGGGUACUAGGACCUGGAGGUACCUGGCCUAUCCACAGGGGGUACUAGGACCUGGAGGUACCUGGCCUAUCCACAGGGGGUACUAGGACCUGGAGGUACCUGGCCUAUCCACAUGGGGUACUAGGACCUGGAGGUACCUGGCCUAUCCACAGGGGGUACUAGGACCUGGAGGUACCUGGCCUAUCCACAGGGGGUACUAGGACCUGGGGGUACUUAGCACAGUAACUGAAAAAGGUCUGGAACCAGUCCCCUACAGUAAUGUAGUUCUUGAUAAAGAUCAACAGUGCAGGACUACCUCAUGUUUGCCCAAUAAAGGGGGCUGGGCAGAGAACACAACCAGUGUUCGUCAGACACGGUCACCCUGUUUCUAGACAACUUUGAGGUGUUAUUUCUUACAUUAUUCUUCUACUUAUUUCCUCAGACCGUUUCCAUGUGUGUAUUGUUUAUUUGUAUUGCUAGGUUUUACUGCGCUGUUGAAGCUAGAGACAAAAGCAUUUCACUGCACCUGUGAUAACAUCUGCAAAUCUGUGUACGUGACCAAUAAACUUUAAUUUGAUUUUGA
Molecule: messenger RNA, 6162 nt
Organism: Oncorhynchus masou masou (cherry salmon)
Lineage: Eukaryota; Metazoa; Chordata; Actinopteri; Salmoniformes; Salmonidae
Product: occludin-like
Exons: 8
Coding region: 272-1912 (546 amino acids)
Biological process (GO): snRNA transcription by RNA polymerase II; positive regulation of transcription elongation by RNA polymerase II; bicellular tight junction assembly
Cellular component (GO): bicellular tight junction; membrane; transcription elongation factor complex
Molecular function (GO): cis-regulatory region sequence-specific DNA binding
Source: RefSeq, a predicted model, not a curated record